Trichobilharzia szidati is the source of this 1397-nucleotide messenger RNA. The record is from the annotation of a GenBank genome assembly. Lineage: Eukaryota; Metazoa; Platyhelminthes; Trematoda; Strigeidida; Schistosomatidae.
AUAUAUGACCAUGUCAAAUGAAGAGCGGGCAAUCUUCGGCCUUGAAGUAGACAUGUUUUCGGUCGACUGGAUUUACAGUACGACCAGACUAGAAUUUUUCGACUAUGUUAGGAAACCGCAAGUUUUUCUUCGUUUAAGUUGUAUGGUAUUGGCGACGGUCGUCAUCGGGAUUGUGCAUAAUUGUUGUUACGUUUACGGGAUUUGUUUAUUUAAUGAAGAUCAAGGGUCUUGUGGAUUCAGUUUGUUCCUGUCCUCUAUGUCACUCAUUGUGUCAGUUGUGUACCUGUGGCUGGACAUCAUAGUCGACAAUGUUACGAACGUGGAUAUAAGAAAAAGCAUAGUUAAGAUAGACACAAUCCUGACAAGUUUAUGGAGUUUCCUGUGGUUGGUUGCAUUUUGUUUGCUUUGUAAUCGCUGGCAAAACACGAAACCAGAUUUUCUUGCGCAUAAUGCUGUUUCUGCCGAUGGACCUCGUAGUGCCAUUGCCUUCACAUUCUUCACAAUGGUUGUAUGGAUUAUUCUGGGAUAUUUUACAUACAAAUCAUAUAAGUCAACUGAAGCACUGUGUUCUAACCUUGCUUACGGAGAAACUGAUAAUUCACCCGGCUAUCACGGAUUUUCCAAUGACGCAAAUAUGCUCGAUGCAACUGGGCCAGGACCAUUGGAUCCCGACACUCCUACUGGGCAUGCAAAUAUGGAUUAUCAUGUCGGCAAUAUCCGAACGGGAUUUGGCGGUGUGUAUUCUGGUGAUACAAUGGGUGGAUAUCAACCCUAAGAAUUUUUCCUGUUUCAAGAAUAGAUUCCAUUGUGACGUAAUGUCUCUGAAUUCGCUGUAGAUUUGUGAACAUUUGAAGUGCUGUUGAUUUUCGAACAUGUGAUUCUGUUUUGUUCUCUUGGUUUUGCUGUUGUAUUAUUCAUGUUGCCUUUUCACCUGUAUAAGCACACUUAUAUCACCAUUCUUUGUUAUUCACAUUCACUCUAAAGUUUUCAGCAGAGAAUAAUUUGUCCCGUUCAAUUUUUUUUUCUACGGGUUUGUUCACACGCCUAUCGGCAAAAUUAUGAAAUAACUUUUCGAAAGCAAUAACGCUAACAGUUGGUUGUUUUGUUUUUGUAAUCUUGGGACUUUCAGUUGCUUGUUUUAAAACCAGAUAAUUCUUUUGUUAGUUUUCACUAAUUAGGGAAUGUUAUCCGUGGUUGUCCCAUCUUCACAUAACGGUACUAUGUAGUUACGUAAGGUGUCAAAGAAACCAAAAUAUAGUUGGCUAUAUCGAUUACGAUAAAGAUAAUGUGACUAAAUAUCUGCAGGUUUGUUCUAUAAAAUUGAGUGUAUUUACCUAGAAUGGAUUUUGGUUACUGCCUAGAGAAAGCGGAUGAUUGCCCUUUGGAGACAAUUAAAG